GUUUUAAACAUUUUAGGUUAGAAUAAAUAAAGUCUCAGUAUAACCGCCAACUGAUUCAGUCAACUGAAACAAUGACACAACAAUGGAUCUAUGGCUGGUGAAUGACCCUUAGGGUCAUUUUUAUUUACUCAUAUAGAAAGAUGGAUUUGAGUAUUUGACUCUUGACCAUUUAAUUAUUAAUGAAAACGAUAAUUAAUUAAUAAAUUUUAAAUUCAUAAAACAUGAGCAUACUUGCGGCGAGUGACAAAGGAUGGAUUAUUUCCCAUUCAGAAUAUUUAAAUAAAAUUUAUCGUAAUGUUAAUAAUAAUAACAAUGAAUUAUUAUCAUUAGAAUUUGAUAAUAAAGUAUUUGAUAUUAAUUCAAAAUUUUUACGUAGUAAUCAAAUACUAAAAGUAAAUCAAGAAAAAUUAAUGACAAAUAAAAAAAAAUUUAAAAAGAAAAAAAUUGCUGAUUCUGUUUCGAUGGAAAAAUUAGAGGAAAUAAAAUUUAUUAAAGAGACAAUUGAGAAAAUGUUAGCUGAUGUUGCGGAAAAAAAAGUAUUUAAUAAUUCAAUUGAAAUUGAUUAUAAUAAACGAGCUCGUGAUGCAUCUCACGAAUUUUACGAUACUGACUAUGAUAUAUCUGAUAACUUUUAUGGAUUCAAUCAAUCAAAUAAUGCGAUUAUUACAACUUUACAUUCCAACGAAUAUGUAUUUCCAAAUAAUUGCUAUUUUUAUUCUCAUGAUAUUAAGGAUAUUGAUAAAAAAUUGGAAAUGAAAAAUCAAUUUGAUUUUAUUCUUAUGGAUCCACCCUGGUGGAAUAAGUUUAUACGAAGAAAUAAAACUAGUAGUUAUAAAAUGAUGUUCAAUGAAGAAAUAAAUAAAAUACCUGUUAGGAAAUUAUUAAAUUCUGAUGGUAUCAUUGCAAUAUGGUGUACUAAUUCUCAAAAUCAUUAUAAUUAUAUAAUUGAUGUCAUUCUACCAUUAUGGGGAAUAAAAUACCUUGCUAAGUGGUAUUGGGUUAAGGUGACCAAAUCCGGAGAAACUAUUUGUGAUUUUAAUUAUUCAUCAGUAAAACAGCCAUUUGAAUUAUUGAUUUUCGGUUGUUUAAAUGAAAAUUUAUCAACUAAAAUAACAGAUAAAAAAAUUAUUAUUAGCGUACCUAGUGCUAUACAUUCACAUAAGCCUCCUAUUAUAGAUGUAUUAAAACCUUAUUUACCUCCAAAUCCUAAUUGUUUGGAAAUUUUUGCAAGAUAUUUAUUACCCGGAUGGACAAGUUGGGGACUAGAAGUAUUGAAAUUUCAACGGUUGUCAUUGUAUAAUAUCAAUAAAGUCAAUGCUUAGAAAAAUAAAAACAAUUCAAAUAUUUUAUAAAAAUUAUCCUCGCAACUCAAAAUUUUUAUCUACUAUACUAAGCAAGAUAAUUUUUAUAAAUAAAGUACUUAUUAAUUAAAAAUAUGCACAGACUUUUUUUUAUCAUUAGUAUGCGAAUUAAAA
Microplitis mediator is the source of this 1475-nucleotide messenger RNA. It is a transcript of the gene Mettl4, whose product is annotated as N(6)-adenine-specific methyltransferase METTL4. The record is from RefSeq and is a predicted model, not a curated record. Gene Ontology annotation, cellular component: RNA N6-methyladenosine methyltransferase complex; nucleus. NCBI's taxonomy places the organism in Eukaryota, Metazoa, Arthropoda, Insecta, Hymenoptera, Braconidae. The transcript is spliced from 4 exons. Gene Ontology annotation, molecular function: methyltransferase activity; nucleic acid binding. Bases 222 to 1322 code for a protein of 366 amino acids.